This is a messenger RNA of Chanos chanos (milkfish), 1665 nucleotides long. RefSeq names its product E3 ubiquitin/ISG15 ligase TRIM25-like. Lineage: Eukaryota; Metazoa; Chordata; Actinopteri; Gonorynchiformes; Chanidae. Bases 1 to 1665 code for a protein of 554 amino acids. Gene Ontology annotation, molecular function: zinc ion binding; protein binding. The transcript is spliced from 6 exons. The record is from RefSeq and is a predicted model, not a curated record.
AUGGCAGGAACAGAAGACGUACUGGAUCUGGAUCAGUUCAGCUGUUCGAUCUGUUUGGAUCCGCUGAGGGAUCCAGUGACGAUUCCCUGUGGACACAGUUAUUGCAUGGGCUGCAUCAAGAGCUACUGGGAUCAAGACAAUCAGAGAAAACCUUACUGCUGUCCUCAGUGCAGAGAAAUCUUCAGGUCAAGACCCCCUUUGAAGAAAAACACGAUUAUUGCCGAGAUUAUGGAGAAAUUAACACAGACCAGACACAGGGAUGUUCCUCUUUUUAGGAGCAAUUCCAUGUCCAAUCGCAUUGAGUGCGACUUUUGCACGAGCGAGAAACAGAAAGCCAUCAAAUCCUGCUUACAGUGUUUGGCCUCGUUCUGCGAAUCCCACAUCCAGCCUCACUAUCAGUCUCCGACCUUCAAGAGACACAAACUGGUCAAUGCCUCUACAGACUUGCAAGAGAGCAUCUGUCCCCAUCAUGAUAAACUUCUGGAGGUUUACUGUAAAGAUGACCAGCAGUGCAUCUGCUUCCUGUGCACAAUGGACGAACACAAAGGUCACGACACGGUGUCGGCUGAAUCAAAGUGGGCGGAGAAACAGGAGGAGCUGAAGGAGAACCAAAAGAGACUCCAGCGUAGAAUGACGGAGAUGGAGGAGAAGCUGCAGGAGCUGAAACAGACCAUGGACACAGUCAAGCGUUCUGCUCAGACAGCAGUGGAGGAGAGCGAGAAGAUCUUCACCGAGCUGAUCUGUCUCGUCGAGAAGAAACGCUCCGAGGUGACGGAGAUGAUCAGGGCUCAGGAGAAAGCGGAGCUGACCCGAGCAGAACGACUCCAGGAGCGACUGGAACAGGAGAUUUCCCAGCUGAACCAGAGGGACGCAGAACUGGGACGACUUUCACAAAUAGAGGAUAAAAUCCAGUUUUUACAGAGUUUCAAGCCUUUGUCUCACGUACGUCAAACCGAGGAGCUACUCGACAUCAAAGUCAAUCCACAGCUCCGCUUUGAGAAUGUGACCAAAACAGUCCUCCAAUUAAAAAUCAGAAUAGAAGAAGUCUGUGAGAAGGAAACAGAAAACUUGUCUCAGAACAUUACAAAAAUCAGUGUGGAUCAGCUGCCUGAACCCAAGAGCAGGAGGGAGUUUUUGCAAUAUGCCCGUAAGCUUACGCUGGAUCCGAACACGGCGCACAGAGACUUGUAUCUGUCUGAGGGGAACAGGAAGGUGGAAUGGUUUCACCAGGCUCAGACGGGCCCUGAUCAUCCGGAACGAUUCGAAACUUUCCCCAACGUCUUAUGCAGAGAGGAGCUCUCUGGACGCUCUUACUGGGAGGUGGACAGCAGCGGCCCGGAGGUUUCCGCCGUGGUGACGUACAAAGGAAUUAAGAGAAAGGGAAAAGGGGGAGAGAGUAGGUUCGGAUAUAACAACCAGUCCUGGAGGUUGUCAUUCUCACCAUCCAAAUGCUAUUUCAGGCACAACAACGAGCAGACCGACAUCCCCGCGCCCAGCUCCUCCAGAAUAGGAGUGUAUCUGGAUCACGCCGCAGGAAUUCUGGCCUUCUACGACAUCUCCGACACGAUGACCCUCCUCCACAGGGUCCAGACCACGUUCACCGAACCCCUUUACCCAGCAUUUGGGAUUAACUAUGGAUCAUCGCUAAAGAUCUGUGACUUAUGA